CGGGACGUUACGACAGCCGUCUUUGCGGCAGCGGGCUGCUUUCCGGCGUUCAGCGUCGCUUGGCGGCAGAAGGAGCGGAGAGGGAGGCGGGAGGACAACAAAGGGGGCGAGGGGCGGCGGCGGCAGCGGGAUGUGAGGGGCGGCGGCGGGGGCGGCUCAGCAGGUGGGAAGGAUGAAAGGAGGGGGGGAUGGAAGAAUGUUGAACCUUUUUGUUUGGCUGUAUGAUGGAAGGAAACAGGACAGAGAACCUCUGCAAUAGAUCGUUUGGAUGGCUUCAGCAAGAAGAGAAUGAUGCUAAACCAUGGCUCUGGAAGCUUUCUAAUUGUUUUUCUGCUGCUGAGAAGUCUUUGCCUUGUGGUUCAAAAACGAAAGACUACAUGGAGAACAAGAAAGGUGCUGUAGAAUUGAAGGAUACUUCAUCUCCACAUAAUGCUGGCUCUAAGCUGUUCCCAGCAGUACCACUUCCUGAUGUUCAUCCUCUUCAGCAACAACAAAUACAGCUUUCACCUGCCCCGAAAGUAAGCUGCUGUGCUCAUGGCUCUGACUCUUCUUGUAGUCCACAAGUACAUUGUGGUGGUGGUGGUGGUGGUAAUUUGAUUCACCCUGGCACAGUAUUAGACUCAAAAGGCACUGGAACGAUUACUUGUCAAGUAGGGUCAGGACUGGCUUUUCAGUCUGCAUCUUCACUGAAGAACUCUCCACCUAGAAGCAAUUUGGCAGGGAUUGCGAGUGAGUUUCCUGCUGGCAUGCGUGUAGAAAACAGUGUCUCUUCCUGUCAACAUCUGCCCUGUUGUGGAAAACUCCAUUUCCAGUCCUGUCAUGGUAACGUGCACAAACUGCAUCAGUUCCCAGCCCUUCAGAGCUGCACAUCUUCUGGUUAUUUUCCUUGUUCUGAAUUCACAAGUGGGGCCCCAGGCCACUUGGAUGAACAUAUUGCACAGUCGGAGCUAACGUCACGCGUGUGCGCCAACCCUUUGCACCUAAACAUGGCACCUUCAGUUUGUUUAAAGGGUUCUCACUACUGCAGUGACUGCUUGAGCAAGCCAAUCAGAAACAGCAUAGCUGCUAAAAUCUGGCCAAAUAUUCCUCCUCCAAGUGCACAGACUGCACCUGUUCCUAUCCCAAUAUGUAAUGGCUGUGGAACCAAAGGGGCAGGAAACGAGAAGAGUUUGCUGCUGGCAAGCAGCCUUGGCAAAUCACCACAGAAAUACGGGUCUCCAGAAGUUGCAAUAACAGGACAAGUUCUGGAAAAUUUGCCCCCCAUUGGAGUCUUCUGGGAUAUUGAAAACUGUUCAGUUCCCACUGGCCGUUCAGCUAUAGCAGUUGUACAGAGGAUUCGUGAGAAGUUUUUUAAAGGCCACAGAGAGGCAGAAUUCAUCUGUGUAUGUGACAUCAGUAAAGAAAACAAAGAAGUUAUUCAGGAGCUGAACAACUGCCAGGUGACCGUUGCACACAUUAAUGCUACAGCAAAGAAUGCUGCUGAUGACAAACUCAGACAGAGUCUUAGGAGGUUUGCUGAUACACACACUGCACCCGCCACUGUUGUUCUUGUGUCAACGGAUGUAAACUUUGCUUUGGAACUCAGUGACCUGAGACAUAGACAUGGUUUUCGGAUAAUUUUGGUGCACAAAAACCAAGCUUCAGAAGCACUCUUACAUCAUGCUCAUGAGCUUAUUUGUUUUGAAGAAUUUAUUUCAGACUUGCCACCAAGGUUACCGCUGAAAAUGCCGGCCUGCCAUACACUGCUAUAUGUUUAUAAUCUGCCAACGAAUAGAGACAGCAAAAGUGUUGGCAACAGACUGAGGCGUUUGUCAGAUAACUGUGGAGGGAAGGUGCUGAGCAUUUCUGGGAGCAGCGCAGUGCUUCGGUUUUUGAAUCAAGACAGUGCUGAACGGGCUCGGAAGCGAAUGGAAAAUGAAGAUGUUUUUGGUAAUAGGAUUGUAGUGUCCUUUUCUCCAAAAAACAAAGAAUUGAGUGAAGCAAAAAGCUCUAGUUUUGUGGGGACUGAAAAGGUGAAGUCUCCCAAAAAAAUUAACAAAAACACAAAGCUGUGCCUCCUCAACAAGGAAUCUGGUGAUCAGUCUUCUGGUGCCAAAGGCUCUGCUGGGAGGGGAUUCCAGGUUCAUGGAUCAGUCAUCAAGCCCACCAAUGUUAAAAGUUUACAGGAGCUGUGCCGCAUUGAAUCAAAGACCAUCAGUAGAAAUGCUGAAAACCAGCAAGAACAUUCAAGAGAACAAAUUUCCUGUCCUCAGAGUAACUCUAACACAGCAGUUCCUGUGUCUCUGGCAACCAAAAAAUUUGGAACAGGAGAAUCAUCCUGCAAAAGUAGUCAGAAAAAAGAGACCACUGCUUCCAGGAGCAUUAGCAGUUCCCCUGUAGAUAAAGAUGAAACUGUAUUCCAGGUCAGCUAUCCUUCAGCUUUCAGUAAGUUGACAGCCUCAAGACAGCUCAGUCCUUUAUUCAUGUCUCAGAGCUGCUGGUCAUCUCGGAGUAUGUCUCCAAACCUGUCAAAUAGAUCAUCUCCACUCACGUUUAAUGUAGUUAAUCCUACUGGUGGCACAGACUCUACUGAUCCUUUUGGAAAUGGUGCAGACAUUCACAUCAGCAAUGUAGAUUACAGAUUGUCCAGAAAAGAGUUGCAACAAAAUUUACAAGAGAUUUUCUCAAGACAUGGCAAGGUAAAAAGUGUAGAGCUUAGUCCUCACACAGACUACCAGCUGAAGGCUACAGUUCAGAUGGAAAAUCUGCAAGAAGCAAUCAGUGCUGUCAACAGUCUGCAUCGAUACAAAAUAGGCAGUAAAAGGAUCCAGGUCUCCUUGGCAACAGGAGCCUCUAGUAAAUCACUCUCUCUACUGAGCUCAGAAGCUGUGUCCAUUCUGCAGGAUGCACCUGCCUGUUGUCUGCCUGUGUUCAAAUUCACAGAAAUUUAUGAAAAGAAAUUUGGGCAUAAGUUGAUUGUAUCAGAUUUAUAUAAACUGACAGAUACUGUGGCAAUCCGUGACCAAGGAGGUGGGCGGCUGGUGUGCCUUUUACCCAGCAGCCAAGCCAGGCAGAGUCCCUUGGGAUCUUCACAGUCACACGAUGGUUCCUCAGCAAACUGCAGUCCUGUAAUAUUUGAAGAGCUGGAAUAUCACGAACCUGUUUGUAAGCAGCAUUGCCUGAAUAAAGACUUUAUUGAGCAUGAGUUUGAUCCAGAUUCUUAUAGAAUUCCUUUUGUGAUUUUGUCUCUGAAGACAUUUGCUCCCCAAGUUCACAGUCUUCUACAGACACAUGAGGGUACUGUGCCUUUACUGAGUUUUCCUGAUUGUUAUAUGUCAGAGUUCAGUGAUCUUGAAAUGGUGCCAGAAGGCCAGGGUGGUGUUCCUUUAGAACAUCUAAUUACCUGUGUUCCUGGAGUUAACAUUGCCACUGCCCAAAAUGGCAUUAAAGUUAUUAAAUGGAUACAUAACAAACCACCACCUCCUACUACAGAUCCCUGGCUUCUGCGUUCUAAGAGCCCUGUAGGUAAUCCACAACUUAUUCAGUUCAGCAGAGAAGUGAUAGAUCUACUUAAAAGUCAACCAUCCUGUGUGAUACCUGUCAGUAAAUUCAUCCCAACAUACCAUCAUCACUUUGCAAAACAGUGCCGGGUGUCUGACUAUGGCUAUUCUAAAUUAAUGGAGCUCCUAGAAGCAGUGCCUCAUGUACUUCAAAUUCUUGGUAUGGGUUCCAGACGCUUGUUAACUCUUACACACAGAGCUCAAGUGAAGCGCUUUACUCAAGACUUACUGAAGCUUCUCAAAUCCCAGGCCAGUAAGCAGGUUAUUGUGAGGGAAUUCUUACAGGCUUAUCACUGGUGUUUCUCUAAGGACUGGGAUGUUACAGAGUAUGGAGUGUGUGAACUGGCUGAUAUUAUAUCAGAAAUUCCAGAUACAACCAUUUGUUUGUCACAGCAAGAUAAUGAAAUGGUCAUUUGUAUUCCCAAAAGAGAACGUACACAAGAGGAAAUUGAAAGAACCAAACAAUUUUCUAAAGAGGUGGUCGACUUACUGCGCCAUCAACCCCAUUUUCGAAUGCCCUUCAAUAAAUUUAUUCCUUCUUAUCACCACCACUUUGGUCGUCAGUGCAAGCUUGCCUACUAUGGCUUUACAAAAUUACUUGAGCUCUUUGAAGCCAUACCAGAUGUCUUACUUGUAUUGGAAUGUGGGGAGGAGAAAAUUCUCACUCUCACAGAGGUAGAACAAGUCAAAGCAGUUGCUGCCCAGUUUGUGAAACUGUUACGGUCUCAGAAAGACAACUGCCUCAUGAUGAGUGAUUUACUGACAGAGUACAGCAAGACAUUUGGAUACACCCUGCGGCUUCAUGACUAUGAUGUUAGCUCAGUCUCAGCUCUAAUGCAGAAGCUUUGCCAUGUUGUGAAGGUUGUUGACACAGAGUCUGGCAAGCAGAUUCAAUUGAUAAAUAGAAAAUCUCUGCGGAUUCUGACUGCCCAAUUGCUUGUCUUGUUGAUGUCCUGGGAUGGAACAUCCUUUCUUUCUGUUGAACAACUUAAACAGCAUUAUGAAGCAAUCCAUAGUACUUCACUGAAUCCAUGUGAAUAUGGAUUUAUGACCUUAACUGAACUCCUGAAGAGUCUGCCUUACUUGGUUGAGGUUUUUACCAAUGGGGCAGCAGAAGAAUAUGUGAAGCUUACAAAUCUCUAUAUGUUUGCAAAAAAUGUAAGGUCCUUACUUCACACUUACCAUUAUCAGCAGAUUUUUCUUCAUGAGUUUCCAGUAGCAUAUAGCAAGUACACAGGAGAAGUGCUGCAACCUAAAGCCUAUGGGUGCAAUAAUAUAGAAGAGCUCUUGGGAGCAAUUCCACAGGUGGUCUGGAUUAAAGGACAUGGCCAUAAGAGAAUUGUGGUACUAAAGAAUGAUAUGAAAGCUCGUUUUACCUCACCUAGUUUUCCUCCUGCUGAUCAUGUGGAUGAUCAUGGAAAUCAACUUGCUGAAGAUGAUGGAAAUAUUAUGGGGAUCCCAGCAUCCACUUCAUCGAUGGAACUAAGUCUAGGAACACCUAGCAAUGUUUCAAAUCAAACUGAGCAAGAACUUCUUUGCCUCACAAACACAUCUCCUGUUGACCUUUUGUGUGAGCCAGUUCCUUCCUGCCUUCCAUCUCCCCAGCUGAGACCUGACCCAGUAGUUCUGCAGUCUGCAGACCUCAUUCAGUUUGAGGAACGCCCUGCAUCUCUCUCAGAGAUAAUGAUUUUAACAGAAGAAGAAAAACAAAGAAUUGUUGCCACAGCUCAAGAAAAAUUGACCUCUGAUUCUGUGGUAUCUACCACCACAGAGAAUGCUUCAGUGGCUCCCAGUCAGUCCUCUGAAAGCCAGCUAAACAAGGAUGCAAUGGACAGCCCAGCUAAAAAGCAACAUAAAAACAAGGUGAAAUUGGCAGCAAACUUUUCAUUUGCACCUGUAACCAAGCUUUAAUUCUUUCUUUUUAGUGGAAAAGACAUACCUUGGUGUCUGCAGAAAGUAAAGCUAUUUGCUAGCCCUUAAAUAUUUUAAUGAAAGACCUAGAUUAAUUUGUAUUUAAUGUAUUCUGUGAAGAAUUUGUUCCUUUUACACUGAACACAGUUGUCAGCAGAGCAGAUUUUUUCUAUUAUUUUGAAAAAAAAAUCCUGGCAUUUGUUAAAUAAAUUUUACAGUUUUUUCAUAAAUGUGUUCAGUAAAAGUGAAAUAUUAAUUAAAUUAAAAUGGAACAGAUUUUAUUUUCUUCAAGUCUUGUUAGUGGUAUAAUCAUACAUGUAGCAUAUUGUAUUCUAUAGGCUGUUGCUAACUGGUAUUGUUGCAGACAGUAUUAAUAAAAUGCAUGAUCUGUCUUUCAAAGCCUGUUGAGAAAUUUUAACUUGCUGACCUGAAAUGGCAAGGGUGAGAGAGUUAAUUGUACUCCAGAGGAGAACCUUGUUCUUGUAACUGCAUUGGAAAAAUCUGUUGUCUGAAGAUGUCUGUAGAAGAUUGUGGAUUUCUUGUAAAACUUGUUUUAAAUAUUUUCUGUAGCUUUCAGUCCCAUUUAGGAGCUUUCUAGGACAUGGAUGCUUUAAACUUCCCUUUUAUAUUUAGUUCCAGUCUGGCAUGGAUUUGGUUAAGGAAAAGACUGUCUUGGUGUAAUGUGUAAGAUACAGACACACACAUUUUUUUGUGUCUAGAAAUGAAGUUAGGAAGAUUCUGAUAUUUCUGAAAUAUGCAUUUAAUGCAUAAGUUACAGAUAAUAGAGCAGGUCUUAAUAAAAUGCUUUUUGAUGGAAGGUAUUGGUGCUAUUUCCAUCUGUAAGGAAAGUUCUAACUACAGGUGGAAAUGCUAAGGUUGUUCUGCUUAAACCUUGUUUUCUAUUUUUAAGCAUGUUCAGUAAAUGAGAAGCUUAUCCUUUGAUGUGCUGUCUUUUAGCUGUGUCUGGUUUUAUUCUGAAACUUACUCCCAGUGUUGGAAGCUUUUUUCAAUUUGUGGUAUCCUGUGUUGGUUUUUGAAAGGGCCAGCUUUGGAAGAGAAGUUAAGUCAGUGGAUAACCUUAACUCUAGUUGGCAGAAACGUCCAGUGUAUGAGACUUUCUACCCAUUAUGGGUAACCAUGGCAUUUACAAUGGGUUGUAUUUGCCAGGCAACAAAUAAAUUGCUUGUAGUAUUGAAAGAACCUGUACUAGAGGUUUUCCACUGGCCAAGUGAAUGUUUAGGUGGUUUCUAUUGUAAUAUAUGAGACAUGGAACAUGGGCUCUGAUGUCUCAGCCAGCAACAGGAAAUGCCACUGAAUAAUGGCUAUAGACAGAAUUUUACUAGUCAGAUUUUGUUAUAAAAUCUUUUAAAUUUAGGCAAGUAUUGCCAAUAGUGAACUUAUAGCCAUUGUGAAUGCAGAGAAACACUUGGAAGUUUUUCUGAACAUUGUGGCACAGUAUUAUGAGUCCUUAGUAAACCUCUACAGACACACUGCUAUAGAAAAGUAUUUAGAAGUAAGCUUUCUUGGAAUGCUUUUAAUGAGUUAAAUGCAAGAACAUCUGCUUUCACCUCAAGUUUGAUAAGGUUAACACUGAUCAGUCUAGAUCUCUGUUUCAGAGGAGCAUUGGGAAAAAGACCAGCCUGAGAUUAUAUUUUCAUGAGAUGCAGCUACAAGUCAUCUGGAGUACUAAAGAAAAGCAGGUUUUUGUUUCAGCAGAAAAUAAAUAAGGCAUUUGUCACAGUGAGUGUGCUGGUUAUGCGAUUUAUGGAGGUCAGCAUAUCUUUUCUGGAUUCAUGUGUGAUACUGAUGAAAUUGCUGUUUGAAAGUAAUAGAAUAAUAUGUUUGAGAAGUUGUGUUCAUAGUGUAACAAAAUAACUAAGUGAAUUGCAAUAUAUUUUUUUAUCUGAAGGGUUAAAUGAAUGAUGGGACUAGCAGAUUUAAAAGCAUUACAACCAUGAAUUUCUUUAAUUUAACAAUUAAAUGUACUACUUCAGAUUCAUGUUUGUUAAAAAAAAAUGUCACUGAAGCCCUCAAUUUAUGCACUAUCUUUUCCUUGGAGUUGGAGGGGGAGAAAGAAUUCUUUUCUUAGUGGUCUGCUUUGUUUGGACACUUUCUUUUGUGGCUCAAGUGCUGUUUUGUGUGUUGGGACCAAACAGUUGUGUCAAUAAAAUUUUCAAGCAAGCA
This is a messenger RNA of Calypte anna (Anna's hummingbird), 7634 nucleotides long. RefSeq names its product meiosis regulator and mRNA stability factor 1 (gene MARF1). Gene Ontology annotation, cellular component: cytoplasm; peroxisome. Bases 222 to 5450 code for a protein of 1742 amino acids. Gene Ontology annotation, biological process: post-transcriptional gene silencing. Gene Ontology annotation, molecular function: CCR4-NOT complex binding; RNA nuclease activity; mRNA base-pairing post-transcriptional repressor activity. Lineage: Eukaryota; Metazoa; Chordata; Aves; Apodiformes; Trochilidae. The transcript has 27 exons. The record is from RefSeq and is a predicted model, not a curated record.